This is a messenger RNA of Triplophysa rosa, 543 nucleotides long. RefSeq names its product cytochrome c oxidase copper chaperone. Gene Ontology annotation, cellular component: mitochondrial intermembrane space. Bases 118 to 321 code for a protein of 67 amino acids. The transcript is spliced from 4 exons. NCBI's taxonomy places the organism in Eukaryota, Metazoa, Chordata, Actinopteri, Cypriniformes, Nemacheilidae. Gene Ontology annotation, biological process: mitochondrial respiratory chain complex IV assembly. Gene Ontology annotation, molecular function: copper chaperone activity; copper ion binding. The record is from RefSeq and is a predicted model, not a curated record.
CCCGGAACUUCCUCCUUCGCAGGGUUAUUUUUGGCAGCGGCAGCAGCAGGUUGUGUAAGGAAGGACAUGUGAGUACGCAACAUUCUGCAUUAUAUAAAAAAGCGCCUGCCAGUGAAAAUGUCGAACCUUUCAGCAGCCAGUGUUGAGACUGCACCAGCAAUAGAAGGGACAGAGAAGAAGAAGCCUUUAAAACCGUGCUGUGCUUGUCCUGAGACCAAGAAAACAAGAGAUGCCUGCAUAAUUGAAAAAGGAGAAGAAAAUUGUACAAGCCUCAUCGAAGCUCACAAGGAAUGCAUGAGGGCGCUUGGUUUUAAGAUAUAACGCUAUAAUAAUGUGAUUGAGUGAAUGUUUGUGUCUGGCUGUGUGAGUUGGGACCUUGUGUGAUCUUUAUUUUUAUUUAUACUUUUACACUGUGUAAGGCACACGCAGUGCUGAAACUGCUGAAAUACGUCUCAGAGGAAAAUAUGGUCUUACUUUAGUCUCUUUUUUUCCAUAUGUGAUUGUUACAUAACCUUAAGAUGAAUAAAGAUCCUAGGCAAGAUA